AUGACGUCUCUAACACACAACAGGAGAUUUGUCUUUCAAGGCAACCUAAAUAGGCUACUAUCAGAUGCCAAAAGGUUCCCUCCGAGUUCAAACCCGUGCCAAAAAUGCGCUCAAAGAAAACGGGCCUGCAUCUGCUCUCAAAUUACCAAAGGUGUUGGAAGGACACAAGUAUAUGAGAUAGAAGAACUUUCCGAGACAAAGAGUAUACUAAACGAGUUGAGAGAUUCUCUAGAUGACGUUGACAUGGAAAAAUGGUCCGUACAUACCAAACUUUUGGAUGUAACCUCUCUCACUGGCAAACACAUUUCGGAAAUAACAGUAAAUGUUAAUGGGAGAAAUGAAGCCGGAGUGGAAUUCGUUACAAAUGCAUGGAUUAAAAUGUAUGAGAUAUUGGAAUUUUACAAAAUUUUGGACUUGAUUGCACCAAACCUCAAGACGAGUGGUGGUAAAAUCUCAUCAUUUCACAUUUCAGAAUGCCCUGGUGCUUUUAUCGCAGCAUUAAAUCAUAAUAUAAAGGUAAAAAAUGAACGUGCCGAAUUACACUGGCUCGCAACCUCUUUGAACCCAUAUUAUGAAGGAAAUAACCACAAUGAAGUUCUGGCUGAAGAUAUUCUAUUCAGGGAAACGUAUCCCAACUGGAUAGUUGGAUUUGAUGGCUCUGGAAAUAUCACAAAAUCGGGGAAUAUUGAAUAUAUUUGGGAUCAUAUUAGCAGACCUAGUCGCCAUAACAAGGGGAAAACUCCAACUCUAGUAGAUAUUGUAACUGCUGAUGGUUCGUUCAACUGUCAACAUGAUCCAAACAACCAAGAGAAUUUAACUGCAUCACUUAAAUUCUCGGAAACAAUUUGUGCACUCGGCCUACUGCGUGUAGGGGGUUGUUUUAUUCUUAAAAUGUUUACAAUGUUUGAGGAGUCAUCGCUUUCUAUAAUGGCUCUCUUGAGUUUGUGCUUUAAAAGACUUGAGGUAUAUAAACCUACAUUCUCAAAGUGCUCCAGUUCGGAGGUAUAUGUUGUUUGUAUGGAGUUUAAUGGGAUAACAUCCAUCUUGCUUUCAACACUCUGUAAAUUUGUGGAUUUAUACGCACGACAGAGCGAUUCACGUUCCCAAAAAGAAAAGACUGCUAUAAUACCAAAGGAAUGGAUAACAUCUGCCUUCCGUGCAGAAUUUGUGGAAUGCUCAAAAAUGUUCACCCAAGCUCAAUGUAGAUUUUUAAGGACAUCAAUGCAACAAUAUGGAGCAAAUCUGGAUGAAAAUCCAUUGUAUAAGCAGAAGAGGGAAUUUGCAAAGGAGUUUAUUAAAAAGUAUGAAAUACAGGGAAUAAAACCAGAGUCCAGACUUGUAAAAUAUAUGGCGUAUACGAAUCAAGUUCUUACCGGGAAGGAUACAAGUUCUUUAUUCCAUGUUCAGAAGAGAGCUAUUCUUGACUUGAAAAAUAGGAAGGAGUAUAAGAGUGAUUAUGACGAGUUACAAAAGGAGAGAAAAAGACCACGUGAUGCACUCUAUAUAACCGCAAAUGAAACGGAAGCUAACACUCACACUGAAUCUGUCAAUAAAAUUAUAGACUUUGCAAAGAGAUAUAAAAUAGAACUUUCUAAAAGUGACAAGAAAGAUAUCCGAAUAUCCUUUUUGCCUUCCAUAGUUGAGGAUUUGCUUUCUGAUUUACGAUCUCAAAAAUAUCUCCGUGAAAACUGGUUUUCAGUUGGAAGAAUAUCGCCCUCUGACUUUAAAAUGUCAUUCUUUGUUUCUAAUGAUAUCCUUUAUGAUGUAACAGCCCUAAGAACAUAUCUAAAUUCUGCUCUUCCUCUAUGUACAGAGUCUGACGCCCUCUUAGUUGGGAGUUCCUCCGGAGAGGCACUUUCUGACAUUUCAUUACCUCCAAGUGCAGUAGCUGUGGAGCUUGCAAUGGUAAUUAAAAAAUACUCUGACAUAGGAAAAUACAAAUACUAUUUGGAAAUUAGUGGUUCACAGCAAUUUCCUGCCAUUUGUAUAUUCAAGAGACACAAUGUGCAUGGGUCAUUGAUACAUGUGCAAAGUAAACAUACAGACUCUGCUACUACAAGCAUUGAAUAUUCUGGAACCUAUGAGCUGCAAAUCAUUCUCGGAGGUUUUGUGGGUGACGGAACAAUCGAUUUAUGUUUUGAGUAUAACUAUGAUGAAAUGUUAAAGCAAUCUCAACCAUACAAGUCUCUCAUAACUGAACUUGGAGAUUCUCCCCUUAAAAGAUCCUGUGAUUUUAUAUUUUGUGAUGUUGAAAAUUUUGGAAGUCAUCACAGAGAAGUCGUUCAUGGGGAAAUUUCUACUAAACAUGUACUUGUAGCUCAACUUGUUCAGGCGAUGACUUGUAUAGCAGAUGGAGGUGACUUGAUUAUUCGUAUGUCAACCGUGUACACACGUUUUACGGUUGGAAUUAUCGUAGUAUUAUCUUCUGUAUUUCAAAGCGUACAUUUGUAUCAACCGGAAGCUGUAUCUCCAUGGACUCAAAAGGUGUAUAUAGUAUGUCAAGGUUACAAAGAGGACACUGUUUGCCGUCACUUUACGCAGUGUCUUUGGGAUGCUCUGUGCUUACACAAGAAGAGCAAUGUAGACGUACUUCAAACACUUAGACCUUUGUAUUUUACACAAAUUGCCAGGGAAUUGUGGAAUUUUAAUACUACACUACUAUAUAACCACUUUGAAGAUCUGGUCCUUCACACAAAGCCACCAAAUGUUUCCAACGUACAAACUAUAUGUAAAAGGUUCUUACAGGAUCACAAUCUUCUCGAAAUAUUUUAUCCUCAACCACUCCUUGAUGCAUCAAAUAUGCAAAUGCCUUCUGUAUCAAAGGAGGAGGAAGAAAUUAAAACACUAAAGAGACCUUUGGAAGAACCUGAUUCACCGGCGUUAACACUAUCUCCAGUGGACGAAAAUCAUUCCCCAAUAUGGUCAAGUGAUGAAGAGUAG
Messenger RNA from Theileria equi strain WA, 2940 nucleotides. RefSeq lists its product as hypothetical. The record is from RefSeq and is a predicted model, not a curated record. Gene Ontology annotation, biological process: 7-methylguanosine mRNA capping. The transcript is spliced from 4 exons. NCBI's taxonomy places the organism in Eukaryota, Apicomplexa, Aconoidasida, Piroplasmida, Theileriidae. Gene Ontology annotation, molecular function: methyltransferase cap1 activity. The coding region runs from base 1 to 2940 and encodes 979 amino acids. Gene Ontology annotation, cellular component: cytoplasm; nucleus.